This is a messenger RNA of Syngnathoides biaculeatus (alligator pipefish), 2501 nucleotides long. It is a transcript of the gene tslig1, whose product is annotated as zinc finger and BTB domain containing 8 opposite strand. The transcript has 7 exons. Bases 112 to 600 code for a protein of 162 amino acids. The record is from RefSeq and is a predicted model, not a curated record. Lineage: Eukaryota; Metazoa; Chordata; Actinopteri; Syngnathiformes; Syngnathidae. Gene Ontology annotation, cellular component: tRNA-splicing ligase complex. Gene Ontology annotation, biological process: tRNA splicing, via endonucleolytic cleavage and ligation.
CCCCAGCGACCAUGUUGGAAAACCCUGUCGAGUCCGGAAUGAGACGGAAGUUAGACGGUAGUCCGUUUCACGAUUUCUGGUCUUUUAACGCCAAACAACCCCGGGAACUAAAUGGACGACCGCCAGCUAGACCUGACAGAGGCGCAGAUAGUAACCAAAUCGAAGUAUCCUCCAAUCAACAGGAAAUAUGAAUACUUGGAUCAUACAGCAGAUGUGCAAAUCCACUCCUGGGGAGACUCUCUGGAGGAAGCCUUUGAGCAAUGUGCCAUGGGCAUGUUUGGCUACAUGACAGACACCGAAACAGUGGAACCGAUUGAUUCUGUCGAAGUGGAGUCAGAAGGGGAAGACUUUGAAUCUCUGCUAUUCCACUUCCUAGAUGACUGGCUGUACAAGUUCAGUGCAGAUAUGUUUUUUAUACCCAGGGAGGUAAAAGUUUUGCACAUUGACAGAAUGCAUUUUAGGAUUCGUUCUAUUGGGUGGGGUGAAGAAUUCUCGCUGUUGAAGCAUCCACAGGGUACAGAAGUGAAAGCCAUUACAUAUUCUGCAAUGCAAAUCCACGAUAAAGAAAAACCGGAGAUAUUUGCAAUUGUUGAUAUCUGAUACCCCAAGAUGUUGUUUACCCAACUGGUUAACUCUGCCUGGAAUACAUUGACGGCCAAAUUGAAUGGCUGUUUUUUUAUUCAAGAACUUGAUCAUGAAAUUGCAAAAUAUUAUUUGGUGCUGUUAUGUUGUAUGACAGGUUAAGAAUUUAUGAUACUAAAUCAGUUAUUGGUUGUUUACACAGUAGCCGAAGGAUUCAAUCAUGAAUGAUUAUGACAAUCAAAAUGGAUGGCUGUUAGGGAAUAUUUAUUGUACUGAGAACAUAAUGCCGCUUAAGUACAUCACAAAUGAAUAUGCAUCUAUCCGUUUUCUAUAGGUUAGGGUACACAUUCAAGUUGUGGGUUAGGUGGAGUCUUAUCCAUACUGAGUUUGGGCAAGAGGCAAGGCCUUGAGAGCGCGGAUAACAGUACCCGCAUUGUAUCACGUGACCGACACAUUGGGCCGCGCGGGCCCUAUGUGACACUUGAUGCAUAUGGUGUAAAUUGCUACCGUGCGCAGAAUGCUGCAAAAAACAUCUCUCAAAACCGCGCGUGUGCAUUCAGCUCGAGUAUAAAGACAAACCGUGUGCAGUGACAUUAGCACAAUUGUACGAAGAAGCCUGCGGGGUACAUACGGGGUUAGUCCCUAGUCAAUUGCUUGUCGAUACAUUACGGCAAAAAAACAUUCACACUCCUGUACACUUUUGGAGAAUUGACAGCUUCAUAUCAAUAGAGUGUAAAAAGCCCAACUUAGUUAGGUCGUCAAUUUCAAAAAGUUAAACUCAUAAUAAGGAGAUAAAAUAUUUCACGAUUAUUUUUUUAAUAUACAUUUAUAAUUUCAGGAUUAUUGCUUUCAACUAUCAAAAACUCAAUUUGCCAUUUCAGGAAACUUACAUAUUAUGUGAUAAAUAUUCAAGAAACUGACAAUUCUUUUUAAUGUGGAAAUUAUCUAGGAAGAAAUGCGUAUCCAAUUGGUAAACUUUUGUAUUAAUCAGUACCCAAGAAGUACAGUGGUACUUCUACUUGCAAAUGUCUCUAGUAACGAAAAAUUCAGGUUACGAAACGGCUCCUCGGGAAAAAUAUUGUCUGUUCAGGAUAGGAAAGGAAAAAAUAGGCGCUGGAUUCCCCAAAUUCCACCAAACGUAAACAUCCUGUAUCUUGGUUUGUGUGGCGCGUUAGAGCUGCUCUUCCAUUGGCUGUCAAUGUAGCAUCUUCCUGCCAUACAAUUGGCUAGGAGGGACGUCAAUCUUUACCCAUGAUGCUUUUUGAUUCCCUUGGACACUCGACUGUCACACACACUUACAAGCUAACGUACGUUGGAAAAGUACCGUACAACUUUUUUGUUUGUUUUUUUGCAAGUUUUUUUAAUCUUUUCUUCACCAUGGGCCCCAAGAAACUUUAGUGGAAUUAAGUUGUGUAUGUGGAUAUGUUCCUAUUUAUGUUUUCUCUUGGCUAUCAAAGUUGCCUCCUUCCCCGUCCCCCACGAUGCCUUUUCCUUGUAACUCACCCUUCUCUUCGCAUAGUCACCCAACGCCAAAGUUAAAUGAACAACAUUUUUUAAAUUCUUAUUCUUAUUUUAAUUCUUUACAUGAUGUACUUGGAACUGAUUACGCUAUUUAACAUGUGAAAUCCGCUUCUACUUACGGAAAAUUCACAUUAGAAAACGACGUCCAGAACUGAUUAAUUUUGUAAGUAGAGGUACUACUGUAGCUCUGUUUCAAAAUGGUUGGUGGCCCUGUUGUAAAUAAAUGGACAUUUUCUGUUAUAAUUGCCAAGUAAUAAAUGUCAAAACAAUGUAAUUUUAAAGCAGUUUUGGAUGUUGUGUGGAAGGUUCUGCUGACACAUUAUCGUUAUUGUCAAAAAGUGUUACUGUUAUUACAGUGGUUACUCUUGACACUGAAAAUAAAUGUCAUGCCACACCUA